UUUCCUACCAGUUCACUGGCUGUGGUUUUAGAUCUGUAAACACAAGGAACAUUUUAGGUAAAGGCUUAGUUGAGGUCACUUUGUUGUUGAGCUCUUGAGAAGAAUAAAAAAAAAAAAAACUGAACAAAAACCUAAUUAACAUUUUAUGUUUAUUUUACAAAUUGAUUGUUGUUCCAUAAGAGUUUUAGGAUUUUUGGGAGAAUUGUUCAGGUUCUUCCUUCUCCACAUUUAUCCAAAGUUACCCUUUUAUUUAAUCAACUUGAUGAAAAUCUGAGAAGAGAUGGGUCCUCGUACAGCAGAAAGUGCUUCUAAGAAUGAAAAAGCCACCACGAUUGGGAGCUGUGUCGGUCCAGCAAAACCUCGGCUAAGAAGCAGCAGCGAUGGAAACAUUUACACCAGAAGGGCAGGUGGCCGCAUUUCAUCCUCCUCCCUGACACUCUCCAACCCUAAAUCAGUCCUGAGAAGACCAGUGAGCACUGAGGAGCUCACAACGCCAGGAGGUCCCUACAUCAAGAAAACAUUCACAAUUGUGGGUGAUGCAGUGGGCUGGGGGUUUGUGGUGAGAGGAAGGCAGCCAUGUUACAUUCAGGCUGUUGAGCCAUUUGGUCCUGCUGCUGCUGCUGGGAUGAAGGUACGGCAGUUUGUGGUCUCUGUGAAUGGCCUCAAUGUUCUUGAUCUGGACUACCGGACAGUCAGCCACCUGAUCCUGACCGGACCCAGAACUGUAGUGAUGGAGGUGAUGGAGGAAACGGACCACUUAAGAGCAGAAAAAACCCAACUUACUCAGGAGUCAAACUAGAUAAUAGUUUUCAGAGGUUUCUGGUGAUGAUUUGUAUCCGUCCAAUCUUCACAUUCUGAAAUUGUCAUACUGUGGUUAGUAAAGGACCCAAUUUCAGAGACUGGCUGUUGCAAAAAUCGUUGAUUAAGGACUGGCUGUUCCAUAAUCGUGAACAAUAAGGGGAACUUACAGUGGAGAAUCACAGGCCGAGCAGGCUGUGGAGCACUGACAUUGUAACGGUAGAUUCCAGCAAAGGCCGAUGAAAAUCCAGGAGCUUAAAUACUGAGGCAGGGAUGGAAAAUGACAUUGAACCAGAUGAGCUAAUCAGAGGAGAUGUGGAACCAAUGUAGCAGAAUGAAAGCAGGAAAACUGAGGGAGGGAGAAUAAUUAAUACAAAGACAACAGAAUGAAGACACAAAGAAACUACUAACCAAGCAGAAACGCUUAACACUGCAGUGCAGUAAAUACUGGAUCCAGUAAGUUGCAAUAAUCAGUAAAUCAUUGUCCAGCAAGAAAAGGUGGCACAUAAAUGCAUAUAGAAGUCCAGUUUAAAGGUCUUACAGGAACAGAUUGGCCAUAUCAUCACUGACUACUAACCUGUUCAAAAACAAGAUUUUCUGAGUUUUAAACGUUAUUUAAAAGUAGAAAAGACCGAAAUCAACACAAAUAACUAAAAGACUCACAUGAAUGUGUGUCAUAAUUUAAGCCAGGAGCCCAAACAUUGUCAUUUACAGGCUGGGAAGUAGU
Molecule: messenger RNA, 1525 nt
Organism: Fundulus heteroclitus (mummichog)
Lineage: Eukaryota; Metazoa; Chordata; Actinopteri; Cyprinodontiformes; Fundulidae
Product: DEP domain-containing mTOR-interacting protein
Exons: 5
Coding region: 281-799 (172 amino acids)
Molecular function (GO): protein binding
Source: RefSeq, a predicted model, not a curated record